UAAAAUUAACCUGUGUUUCCAUUUGGUGAGGUAGCUGCCGAGCAAAGUAGCUAGUGUUUUGGUCUGAUAACUAUAUAAUAAUGCCUAGCUAGUUUUGUGUGCUUUAACUGAGGAAUGCUGUAUCUAAAGAACAUGAUGUGCAGCUGAUUCAUUGAUGUCUAUUUCUGACAACGUUCCUGAUAACGGAAGCUAAUUAACGUAGCUAGAAAUUGACAAGGGAGGGUUGGGCUCAGGACGAUGGAGUUUCCCGAGGACUUUAAUCAGCUGGAGUUUCUUGAGACACAUCAGCACCUUAUACCAGUAGGAACACAGAGCCUCUGGCCGGAAGAUGAUGAUGAAGAUGACGAUGAAGAGGAAAGGGAGGGUUCCCGCAGUGAGGAGUGGUACCAGCAACAGGAAAAAAUGCUGGAGAAUAGGCCGGGAGAAUUGCUGCUAUGGGCCUCUGAGAGGAACAGACUGGUCACCGUUAAGCGACUGCUGUCAGCUGAUCCAUUGCUUGUGCACAGCCGGGAUGAGGACAGGUACACCCCCCUGCACCGUGCAGCGUACAGUGGUCAUCUUGAAGUGGUGCGGACCCUGGUUCACCAUGGUGCAGACCUCCACGCCCGUACAGUGGACGGGUGGACUCCACUGCACAGUGCCUGCCGGUGGAACAACGUCGCUGUGGCCUCCUACCUCAUCCAACAAGGGGCGCAGGUCAACGCCCAGACGAAUGGUCUGCUCACCCCGCUACACCUAGCAGCGGGCAACACUGGUGCCAAGCAGACACUGGAACUCCUCCUGACGCAGCGCCAUAUACAGGCAGGACUGAAGAGCAGCAGUGGCGAAACUGCCUUUGAAAUUGCACGCAGGACUAGUGCACAUUACCACCUGUUUGAGAUUGUGGAGCCUUGCAAUAACCUGUUACCUCAAAGCUGAGUAACAGAGGGCAGGCCUGUGACGGCCUGCCGGAGAUUGGGACAGUCUUCUCAAGACAAAUUACGGAAAUAAUUUUAAAAUACUGUCCCGUGUACUUAAACUGCUACACACCAAACACAAUCAUGUUUUCAGUUGUGUAUUUACCUAUAUUUCAGAGCCAGAACAACCAGUGUUGCCUAAUAAAAUCAAGAUUAGUAAGUACAGAAAAGACAGUCGAGUAAACUCUGUCUUAAGUAAUUCUCUCUUAAGUGUGACACGAGUGCUGUCUCUAAUUUAAAGCUGUCUCUAUAAAGACUGUCUAGUCUUUAACCAAACUACUAAUGAAAUGCUAUAUUCUGGAAAGCAGCUAGAUAAAUAGGGAUGAAUGUGUGAUUUGAUGUGUGCGGUGACUUGCUGCCUCUCCCUACCUAGAAAAUGUUCAAAUGCGUAUUAAUCACAUUUGUUCAAUUGUUCUCUCUUUUUAUUUUCCAAAGACAUAUAACACAAUGAAAAUGACAAAUGUAUUCUAUUCGAUUGAAAAAUACAAGCAAUAUGAGGUAGUGGUAUAUAAACUAAGUAUACAAUGUCUUUCUUCACAGUAUCAUAUUUAUGCAAUUACAUUUUAUUGUUAAAGUAUAACUGGAAAAAUGACUGGCCUAUAAAUAAUAAAUUGUGAUGUCAUUGUGAA
This is a messenger RNA of Anguilla rostrata (American eel), 1585 nucleotides long. RefSeq names its product ankyrin repeat domain 49 (gene ankrd49). Gene Ontology annotation, biological process: positive regulation of DNA-templated transcription. Gene Ontology annotation, molecular function: protein binding. Bases 238 to 918 code for a protein of 226 amino acids. The transcript has 3 exons. The record is from RefSeq and is a predicted model, not a curated record. NCBI's taxonomy places the organism in Eukaryota, Metazoa, Chordata, Actinopteri, Anguilliformes, Anguillidae.